UGCUUGGACUUUCUAUAGACCUCUAUCCUCUCAAUGGAAUUGCCAGUGCAGGCACCAGUGUCUGGUGGCCAGAAAACUUCGUAUACAAUAGAAACCAAAAAAUUGUCCUACAAGUUAUGCAGCAAAUUUGAUGAGUUCAACUGGAUCUGUUGUGGAGAGACUCCAAGAGGAGUUCCAAAAUUCAUUCUGAGGGACGUGAGCUGUGCAGCUAGGCCCGGAGAGAUCACCGCAAUUGCUGGUCCUAGUGGAGCAGGGAAGACCACAUUACUAGAGAUCCUUGCUGGAAAGAUAUCUUCAUGUAAGGUGUCUGGUCAAGUUCUGGUAAAUAGCCAGCCAAUGAAAGAAAAACAUUUUCGGAGAAUAUCUGGGUAUGUGACUCAAGAUGAUUCUCUAUUUCCAUCGCUAACAGUUAAAGAAACACUACUGUACAGUGCACUUUUAAGGCUUCCAGGAGGGAAAAAAGAGGCUGCUAAUAGGGUGAGAAGGCUACUGAAGGAGCUUGGACUGGAACAUAUUGCAGAUUCAAGGAUAGGUGAGGGAUCAAAUUGGGGCAUUUCCGGUGGCGAAAGGCGUAGAGUUUCGAUUGGAGUUGAUUUAGUCCAUGACCCUGCCGUUGUUUUCAUUGAUGAACCAACUUCAGGUCUGGAUUCAGCAUCAGCUCUUCAUGUAUCGACUCUGCUCAAGUCAAUGGUGGUAAAUCAAGGUAAGACCAUUGUUUUAACCAUCCACCAACCAGGUUUUCGAAUACUCGAGCUGUUUGAUCGCUUUGUUUUGCUUUCCAAUGGAUAUGUUGUCCAUGAUGGCUCAUUGCAUUCUCUUGAAGAAAGACUGAAGUUUUCUGGUCAUCAAAUUCCUCUCCAUGUCAACGUGCUUGAGUUUUCCAUCGAUGCCAUAGAAAGCCUGGAAAUGCAAAAUUCAGUGUUAAUCACCAAUGAAUGCUCUCAUGAGACCAGAAAUGAGGGAGGCCAUACCAUGAGGACCCCAAACUUUAACAAUCAUCAAGAAAAGCCUCUCUGCUAUCCUAAUUCUAUAUUGGGGGAGGUUUUGAUACUAGGACAAAGGUUUUGCAGCAACAUUUUCAGAACCAAGCAACUAUUUGCUACAAGAGUGAUACAAGCGCUGGUCGCUGGACUAAUACUUGGAACCAUAUACUUGAAUGUUGGAAAGAAAACAGGGCAAGUUGCUUUGCAGACUCGAAUCGGGUUUUUUGUCUUCAGUCUCACCUUCUUGCUAUCUUCCACAACAGAAGGCCUGCCUAUCUUUUUGCAAGAAAGAAGAAUACUGACCAGAGAGACCUCAAGAGGAGCUUAUAGAGUUUCUUCUUAUGUUCUAUCAAACACCCUCAUCUUUCUUCCUUUCCUUUUAAUGGUUGCUCUUCUCUACUCUACCCCUGUUUACUGGCUUGUCGGAUUGAGGAGGGCAGUUGAUGGAUUUCUGUACUUUUCUCUAGUGGUGUGGAUGGUGAUUUUGAUGUCGAAUUCGUUCGUAGCUUGUUUCAGUGCACUAGUGCCUAACUUCAUAAUGGGGACGUCAGUGAUUUCAGGACUGAUGGGAUCCUUUUUUCUUUUCUCCGGUUACUUCAUAUCGAAGAAUAAGAUUCCUAGUUACUGGAUUUUCAUGCAUUAUCUGAGUUUAUUCAAGUACCCCUUUGAAUGUUUUUUAAUAAAUGAAUAUGGAGGAGAGCAAGGCAACAUGAGGUGCAUAGAGUAUGAUAAAGGGGAAUGCAAACUUUAUGGAAGUGGGUUCCUCAGACAGCGAGGCCUGAAAGAUUCACGAAAAUGGAGCAAUUUAGCUGUGAUGUUGGGUUUUAUUAUUGGGUACAGAGUGCUAUGUUUUGUGAUUUUGUGGUUUAGAUGUUACAGAAGAAGAUGAAAUUGUUCAUCA
This is a messenger RNA of Populus nigra (black poplar), 1884 nucleotides long. RefSeq names its product ABC transporter G family member 10-like. The transcript has a single exon. Gene Ontology annotation, molecular function: ABC-type transporter activity; ATP binding; ATP hydrolysis activity. The record is from RefSeq and is a predicted model, not a curated record. Gene Ontology annotation, cellular component: membrane. The coding region runs from base 34 to 1872 and encodes 612 amino acids. NCBI's taxonomy places the organism in Eukaryota, Viridiplantae, Streptophyta, Magnoliopsida, Malpighiales, Salicaceae.